This is a messenger RNA of Anguilla anguilla (European eel), 3389 nucleotides long. Its product is annotated as tumor necrosis factor receptor superfamily member EDAR-like. The coding region runs from base 246 to 1619 and encodes 457 amino acids. Gene Ontology annotation, cellular component: plasma membrane. Gene Ontology annotation, molecular function: signaling receptor activity; protein binding. Gene Ontology annotation, biological process: positive regulation of canonical NF-kappaB signal transduction; positive regulation of JNK cascade. The record is from RefSeq and is a predicted model, not a curated record. NCBI's taxonomy places the organism in Eukaryota, Metazoa, Chordata, Actinopteri, Anguilliformes, Anguillidae. The transcript is spliced from 12 exons.
UUUUCUCUUAGGAGGAGCUACAACACACCAAGAAAACAUGCACACCGCGCUGUGGGCUUCUAAGAUCCCCCGAGUGGAUUUGUCUUUGGACGCUUGAAUAUGACUUCCCAAACUUUAAAUUGAGAUUUCUAUCAUUUUCAGUCGGAGAACAUCUUUGCUGAAGCUCUCGGUUCCGUCUGCAAUAUUUUAAGAAGUGCACAGUCAACUCACAUCCAGCUACCUUGUUGCAGGGUGAGGAAAGAGCCAUGAUCCAGAGAGAGCAACACGGAUACUCCUGCCUCCUCUCCUUCCUGCUGAUGGCUGGUCUGCCAUUGUUGGGGGCUGAGUAUUCCAGCUGUGGGGAGAAUGAGUUUUAUAACCAGACCAGCGGGAGCUGCCAGGCGUGCCCACCGUGCCAACCAGGCCAGGAGCCCUACAUGAACUGCGGCUACGGAACCAAAGACGAAGACUAUGACUGCGUGCCAUGCCCGGCAGGGAAGUUCUCCAAGGGGAAGUAUGAGAUUUGCCGGCGACACAAGGACUGUGACUCCCUGUACCGUGCCACCGUGCUGACACCAGGGACGCCGGAGAGUGACGCAGAGUGUGGUCCCUGCCUUCCAGGAUACUACAUCCUGGAGAACCGGCCACAGAACAUCUACGGGAUGGUGUGUCACUCCUGCCAGAAUGCUCCCAGGAACACCAAAGAGUGCAUGCGCACUACAGCUGUGUCAUCAGGACGUGUCACCAGUGUCUCUUCCACAACCACCACUAUCUUCCCACAGCCACACAAAGAUCCAUCUGGACAGGGCCACUUGGCAACAGCACUCAUCAUCGCCAUGUCAACCAUCUUCAUCAUGUCAAUCGCCAUAGUGCUCAUCAUCAUGUUCUACAUUCUAAAAGCUAAGCCAAAUGGUCAAGCCUGCUGCUCUGGCCAGGUGGUGAAGGCAGUGGAAGCACAGACUAACAAGCAGGAGGACAAGAAAGAUGUUCAGGAACAUGUGGUCAUCUUCACAGAAAAGGAUGAAUUCGACAAACUCAAGCCCCCUCCACCAAAGGCUGCGAAAAGUGAGAAUGACGCUUCGUCGGAGAACGAGCAGCUACUGAGCCGCAGCAUCGACAGUGACGAGGAGGCGGCCCUGGAGAAGCAGGGGGCCACAGACCUAUGCCUGCUCUCUUUGGUCCACCUGACCAGGGACAAAACCUGCUCCUCCACCAAUAACAACAACAGCAGCAAAUGCAGUGUGAUUCAAAGUCGAAGGAAAAAGAUCUUGGAUCUGUACACAAGAGCCUGCAGUGUGGCAGAGGGCCUGAGCCCCACGGAGCUGCCCUUCGACUGCCUGGAGAAGACCAGCCGCAUGCUGAGCGCCACCUACAGCACGGACAAGGCGGUGGUGAAGACGUGGCGGCACCUGGCCGAGGGCUUCGGCCUGAAGCGGGACGAGAUCGGCGGCAUGACGGACGGCAUGCAGCUGUUCGACCGCAUCAGCACAGCUGGCUACAGCAUCCCCGACCUGCUCACCAAGCUGGUGCAGAUCGAGCGCCUGGACGCCGUCGAGUCGCUGUGCGCCGACAUCCUGGGCGGGGCCGAAGGAGCCCCGCCCAUCAGCCCCGCCCUCUCCUCUCGUUGUGCCAGCAUAUGAGCCCGGCCCCCAUCCCCUAAAGCGCCCACACCGCUCCGUUCCACAUGAAGAAUUUGCUCUGUCGCCCCCUGGCUGUUGCGCUGGGAUAAGCAGGGACAGCGCAGCACACAGAGCCCUGUCUUUUUCUCCUCCCAUUUCUCUCUCCCUCCUGUCCUUCCUGUCUCUGUCUGCUCUUCUCCCCUCUGCUAUGACACAGUCACGCCAUUCUUCUGUCCUGCUGGGUGGAACCAGGCUUCCAGAUGGACACCAGGCUUUUUCCCUUCAGUCUGGUUUUGGAAAAGAGGGUGGCAGAAAAAUGAAGCGCUGGACGCUCCAAGAAAGACCUUUUCCCCUUUGACCCUUUUUUUGUUCUUUGCACUUUUCACAGCAAGUGCUCUUCAGGCACAGAUUUUACAAAUCAAUACUAUUAAGUGACUCAAGCAAGGACUAGCACACGUGGUUCUAAUACAAGUGUGAGAUAAUCCCUGUUCUUCCUCUUGUCGUACCCUGAACCCAAUUCCUGCCCAAAUGACUACAAAAAUCGAAAGCCAUCUGUUGGCUGAAGAACGCGGAGUCUUGUGCAAUUCCAGUGAUCCACAACAGAUCCUCUUGUCAGUCCAAAGACACUGCUAGGUCCUGCAAGCCUAACCUUGUGCUAUUAAACCAGUGGACUACGCCAUACACGGCAACCUCUUGUUUUGGAGUCAUUAAAGCCAUUUUCCGGGACUACGUAAGGCCAUCGGUAUUAAGCUUUCAAACUGACAGAUUCAAAUAUGUCAAAUGGAGUCUCCCCCCCUCCCCCCCCCCCCAACAUAAAGUCAACGCUUGGACCCCCUGCAGUUUGUGGUUGCAGCCUGUUUUAAUUGGCCGAAAUGCGGCGGAUUACAGUUGUGGUGGAAAAUAACAAUUAAGCCAAUAAAGCCAAAAUAGAGAAGCCAUAAACAUAGCCAAUAUAAACACACACGUGGCUGGCUGACUGCUUAACUGCAAGCUGAAUGUCUAAAGAAAGCUAACUUGUUUUGACUGGGACAAUCGCUGCCUCAUCUAUUAAAUAAACGAGUCACCAAAUGACACGCUCAUUUUGUCUGCAUUUCGCGGCCACUUGUGGAUUAUGUGACCGUAGACUUCACAUGACAAGUACUUACUAUACUCUUUGCUGGAAGUACUGUUCCAUUACUAGCUAUAGCUGUUCUGUGAUUUUGUAGUGUUAUCACCUUUAACUUUUUUCAAAGGCAAUCCAGUUUUUGAUCUUUUGUUAAUGUUUUGCUUUUUUGAGAGAUCCUCUACCAUAUAUUACAAUUCUUCAGUCACAUUUUUGUGCUCUAGAAAAUGUGAGGAAGUCUAUAAGUUUAACAUUUCAAGGGCAUUGCCGUGGAAAUGCAUUUAGCAUCAGUAAGUUUUAGCUUGAGCUUAUUUAGACAGGAGCUUUAGUUUCUCUACAAGGCCAAAGACACCAGGAUUACAUUAUAAACAGGAGCAGGACUCUGGCUGUGUAAAUGAAUUAAUCUGCAUGUGUUGUGUGUCUCAUUGAAUAUCUAUUCCUCAAAUUUAAGUUCUUUGUGCUCGGACAAACAGGACUCAACUUCAACAGAAGUUUGCAUUAUUGUCUUAUACAUAAUACUGAAGAUCAAGUCUUUGGAGUGCAAAUCAUGUGUACAAAAUGGCUGCAUUUACCUCAUCCUCAUACCGUGUGAUAGAAUAGUGUUAAAUAAAGACAGAAGCAAAAUGCCAAUGGAAAAUGUAAGUGUAUAUAUAACUUAUUGCUGUACAUACAUACCAAUAAAAAUAUUU